This is a messenger RNA of Colletotrichum fioriniae, 1005 nucleotides long. RefSeq lists its product as uncharacterized. The record is from RefSeq and is a predicted model, not a curated record. NCBI's taxonomy places the organism in Eukaryota, Fungi, Ascomycota, Sordariomycetes, Glomerellales, Glomerellaceae.
AUGAUCAAUAACUGCGGGAUAGUGAAACCAGUCUACGGUCUGAACGGGGAUAUUGACGUUGACAAGACACAUCAACUGUGCCAGGAGGUCUAUCGCAUCUACCGAUGCCCGUCAGAAGCCAACAAGCCACAGUCAGAGCAAUCACGCAUAUUUAGAAGAAAGCACAGCUGGGCAUUGAUUGGAGACGGAGACGUCGUCGAACCGCCGAUUCGCUUCAUGGGAAUCCUUGACACGGUUGGAGAGCGCGGUAUCCCAGAAUUCGCGGGCGCAGUCGGCGUUGACUGGCCCAAGUUGCACGACCAGCACGUCUCGAGCGUUGUCUCCGAGGUCUACCACGCCGUCUCACUACACGAUCGCCUGUACGCUUACCAGCCUUGUCUGAUAUCUCGCGACACAGAGUAUGGACCUUCAUACGGCAUCACAGAGCGUUGGUUCCCGGGCACACACUACGAUGUCUGUCGUCAGAGCUUCAAGAUUGUGAGGGGUGUGCUGCCGCAGCGACUCGAGAGUGUUCUUCCGGCAUGGGCUUGGUCUAGCAAGACGGUCAAACCGAACGAGGUCUUGAGCGAUCUUGUCUUCAAGUGGAUGCUGGAGUGCAUUGACGCACAUGAUCCCUCAGGGCUUGUGGUACCGAAGAAUACGCUCUACCGUGAGCUAGAUGGGCUCAAGAAUAGCAUUCUGGAAGGGCAGAAUACUGGCGAUGGCGAUGUCUACAACCACAUCCUUCAAUUUGCCCCUUUUGGACGGUACUUUGACCUGGCGUUGUCCACGGCCUUUGGAAAGUGGCAAGAUAACCAGCUUUACAAGAUGCUCUUUGCCUGCAGGCCUCGUCUGAUUCCCGAGUUCAACGCGUCGGUGUACAAUUACAGAGGCCCUGAUCCUAAUCUGGAUGGAAGGAUUAUCCAGAAGCUGGCAAACCUCCCAUCAAGUUCAACGCCACCCGAGAAGCAACCUGAAACGCGGUACCCAUCAACUUCAUACGAUGGAUGGCUUUUAAGGCGAUAA